UCUCGUGAAAAUAUGGCGCCGACUUCUGUAAAACCUUGUUAUUUACCAACAGUAUCAUCAACAUCGCUCGCAGGAUCAUACAUGAACCUCCCCAAAUACGUUCCAUACUCUGUCCACGACUUAGAUCAUGUUGCUGAGGAUCCAGAGAAGGAGAACCACACCAUAGAUUACACAGAAGAGGAAGCAUGCUCCUCUGGUCACAGGAGGAUAAGUUUCCAAGAGGACCCUCAGGAAAUCGAGGACCAAGCGAUGAUGGCUGAUGAUGAGUCGGAGAAGUCUGUUGAUGAAGUGGUGUAUGAGCAUCAUUAUGAGACGGAAAGUGAGGGGAAAGUUGAGGUGGAAGAUGAAGAUGAAGAAGCUGAGACUAUGAUUAAGGUAGAGACUGAAUCUGAGUCGAAAGUAGAGCUUAAAGGUGAAGAUGAAGCUGAAACUAUGAUUGAGGUUGAGACUGAAUCUGAGUUGAAAUUUGAGGUUGAAGGUGAGAAUGAAUCUGAAGACGAUAACUGAGUGCGAAGGCAAUUGGUGUCCAUAUUUGCGGCUAGCGCAAAAAUGU
This is a messenger RNA of Ostrinia nubilalis (European corn borer), 553 nucleotides long. RefSeq lists its product as uncharacterized. Lineage: Eukaryota; Metazoa; Arthropoda; Insecta; Lepidoptera; Crambidae. The transcript is spliced from 2 exons. The record is from RefSeq and is a predicted model, not a curated record. Bases 13 to 507 code for a protein of 164 amino acids.